Messenger RNA from Suillus paluster, 2332 nucleotides. RefSeq lists its product as uncharacterized. The coding region runs from base 45 to 2177 and encodes 710 amino acids. The transcript has 11 exons. NCBI's taxonomy places the organism in Eukaryota, Fungi, Basidiomycota, Agaricomycetes, Boletales, Suillaceae. Gene Ontology annotation, molecular function: protein binding. The record is from RefSeq and is a predicted model, not a curated record.
GUCUAAGAUCAAGCUCGAGGUUUUUUGUUUUUUCCCCAACCAAAAUGUCCCAUUCUGAUCUUUCUGAGUCCUCUGUUGUUGAUGUGGGCAGCGAUGAGAAAAAACCGGAGGACCACGUUACAAAGAAGAUCAAAAUCACUGCCAAUAAUGGAUGGGAGCACGUCUUGGCAAGAGAGGCGACUGAAUUCCUCAAGAACUAUCGUCCCCGGGCACAGAAGCAGAGUCUUGAAAUACUUGUUUCAUUACCUCUGGACAUCCUAUUCGAGAUCUUCGGAAAGCUGCUUCCAUUCGAUUUGCUUCAUCUCGCACGCACUACCAAGGCUCUGCGCGCUGUACUUAUGCACCCUUCGUCUACCACCGUGUGGAGGGCUGCGCGCUCGAAUGUAACAGGCAUGCCUCGUUGCGCUGAUGAUAUGUCAGAGCCUGCGCAUGCGAGCCUAGCGUUCGAUAUGCAUUGUUACAAUUGUCUCAAACCAAAUGUGCGCAAUGUCGACUGGAUCCUCCGAGUCAGGUACUGUCAAAAAUGCUUUAAAGAGCGUACAGAGAUCGUCGAUGAUAAGUUCAAAGAAGCAUAUGGACCGAAAUUGCACCACUGCCUCGCAUUGAGCCGCGUAACGCAGAAUAAUCGGAAGGACACCCGUUGUCUGAUUUCAGACAAGGAAGCGUUGGUUAAUGAGUUACAAAAGCUCGGGUCAGAAGAAAGAUCCGUGCUCCGAGGAAAGAAGAGAGAUGAAGUCCUCAUUCGAAAGGAGCACGCAAUUUUGUGCACAAAAUGGACGGAAGGCGAACAACGGAACAGAUGGAAAGAACUCGAUCAGCUAAGAAGCCUGCGCUAUGACGCUAUUGUGGAGAAGUUGAUCGAACUUGGUUGGGGGGAGGAGAUCGACAAGCUUCCAGAUCGGCAUACUGCGCGAGUCUAUAAGUUGACCCAUAUUGAAGAUCAUCCACUUGUUAAGCAGCCAAAGCCUUUGACCGAUCGCAUCUGGCAAAAUAUUCAACAAAAGUUGCUCGAAUUCAUGGGCCAGAUGCGCGAAUUCCGCAUUCAGCAAGAAAGAAAACGGCAAAUCAGGCAGCGACAGAGCAUCAUAGCUGCGAUCUACAGCGACUAUCAACGACAGAAUGGCACUCACCAGUAUCUCAUGCCUACUGCCGCUAAUAUUUUCGAGAUGCCAGAAGUUCACAAUAUUGUGGAGUUGCCUGCUCAUCUGACAGUCACCGCGGAAGAUUUUCAGCCCUUUCGCGAGAAGCUCCCCACCAAAAUCGAAGUUUGGCAGCGCUGCACCAGGGAUCAUUUACGGUCGACCUUGCUAUGGGACCAUGAAAUCGACACACCGCCGCGCUGGGCGUGGGACCCGGCCCCCCCCUCCAUCAACUACGAGAGACUUGCUGCCGCUGUCUUUGUGUGCACGAGAUGGCUUUGCGACGACGUUCCUGAGUCUAACGACUCGCCCCGGUACAUGUACUACCCAGAGUAUCUUCACCAUAGGUGCAACCGGAUCCGGCGACGAAAGUGGGAUGAACUCGACCCCCCUAAUACGUUCGCAAUGGGACAAGGGUACCCUGGAAGUACAGUGCAACAAAAGUGGUCAUCUGAUGACCUCGAUUUCGAUAAGAAGGCCUCCCGAACUGUGAAAAACAUCCUUGAGGCAUGCGACCUAGACUGGAGAGAUGUGACAGCGCCGGAGCUCGAUGAUCUAGAUCCUAGGCUGGUCUGCCUAAAAUGCAGCUACGGCAACCGCAGUGAUGGAGAAAGACCUAUGGUAGUCCGUUCAUGGCGAGAAUCCGUAAAACAUUGUGCUAAGAAGCAUUGGGGUGACACGAAUGUAAGGUGGCAGAAAAUUUCGGACGAGGAGGCUAGAACUCUUCGCCAAGUUCAAGAGGAAGCUGCCUCGAGUACUAUGGCACCUCUACGCAAGAUUUGGCGGUGCACUUAUUGCCGUGACAAACCUAGAGAACCGGAGAAAAUGACUGUGCAGGAAAUGACGAAUCAUUUAGAGGAUCACCAUUCCAUAGAUCUAAUUGACCAACUUGUCGGAAGGGACUUUGUUCAAGCUUUGGACGUCCCUCCUAAAGCCAUUCCUUCUGCGAAGCUGAAGCCGAAAGCCGUGGUCCCCCCGCCUUUUGAAUUUAAGUUUCCGAAGGACGCAGGAUCAAGCUACUGGGGUGUCUUUCCGUGAAGUCGCCAUUGCGACCAGGGUAUGCAGGUGUUGCGGUUGGGUUUAUCGGCUUGGUUUUCCAUCCAUACAUGAUAAUCGUACAAAAUCAUAGCCGUAUCAAACGAAAGCUUAAACAUUUAGCUCAUCUGACUUACAAGAGGGUCAUUGGACUGCGU